AUGUUUACUCUCAUUCAGGCAACUUUUGCUAUGAACCUCGGUGAACUGCGUUCUCCUAAGAACUUCAGAGUCUACUCCGGCUCCUCGGCCAUGCCAGAGUAUGAAGCUAUUGUGAACUCUCUCAGAGAGCAAUGUAUCGGGGAGCACGAGAGAAUUCCCGUACCCUUCGACGACUCCACGCGAAGGAUGAUAUACGCGAACACUCACUCCAUGGCUUCGGCAACUGCUCGUCAAACGAUGCGUUACCGCGAAGACGCAAGGGAGGAGAUUCGUAAAUAUUUCAAUUGUACUGCCGAAGACUCCGUCAUCUUCUGUGGUGCUGGAGCUACGGCAGCUAUCGACAGGUUCAUUGGAAUCAUGUGCCGCAGUCGAAUCUUUGCUACUGAUGCAUCUCCGAAAGGCCUCCGUCGGGCG
Molecule: messenger RNA, 414 nt
Organism: Perkinsus marinus ATCC 50983
Lineage: Eukaryota; Perkinsozoa; Perkinsida; Perkinsidae
Exons: 3
Source: RefSeq, a predicted model, not a curated record